This is a messenger RNA of Salvia hispanica, 1255 nucleotides long. It is a transcript of the gene SOS3, whose product is annotated as Calcium-binding EF-hand family protein. Gene Ontology annotation, molecular function: calcium ion binding; kinase binding. NCBI's taxonomy places the organism in Eukaryota, Viridiplantae, Streptophyta, Magnoliopsida, Lamiales, Lamiaceae. Gene Ontology annotation, biological process: calcium-mediated signaling. The record is from RefSeq and is a predicted model, not a curated record.
ACUUAUACUAAUGUUAUAUAUAUACAUGCAUAAAUUAUCGGAUUUAGGUGCAACAACACAAACAAUUCCACAACAUCCUCCCCCUCGUCGGUGAGGUUACAUCAGAGGCCACAUUAGCAUGUAUUUGUAUGACCGUGGACUAAUCCGUGACCUUUCCUACUCCGAUGGGCUGCUUCCACUCUAAAUCCCCAAAACACACCCCUGGUUACGAGGAGCCCAUUAUCCUCGCUGCUGAGACACUCUUUUCUGUCAGUGAAGUAGAGGCUUUAUACGAACUGUAUAAGAAGAUAAGUAGCUCCAUAACUGACGACGGCCUCAUUCACAAGGAAGAAUUCCAGCUUGCUCUCUUCAGGAACAGAAACAAGAGAAAUCUAUUUGCAGACAGGGUAUUUGAUAUAUUUGACUACAAACGCAAUGGAGUGAUUGAAUUUGGAGAAUUUGUCCGGUCGUUAGGAAUAUUUCACCCUAAUGCAUCAGUUGCAGACAAAGUUUCAUUUGCAUUUAGAGUGUAUGAUCUGAGGAGCACAGGUUUCAUCGAAAGGGAAGAGUUGAGAGAGAUGGUAUUGGCACUAUUACACGAAUCAGAUGUAGUUCUUUCGGAGGAAUACAUAGAGAUGAUCGUGAACAAGUUGUAUCUUAUGAUGCAGACAUUUGACGAUGCAGAUAAGAAAGGCGAUGGAAAGAUUGACCUAGAUGAGUGGAAGGAAUUUGUAUCCCAAAAUCCAUCCCUUAUCAAGAAUAUGACACUUCCAUAUCUAAAGGAUAUAACACUAGCAUUUCCUAGCUUCGUGGUACGCUCUGAAGUGGAGGACUCGGACUUGUGAUUUGUGAGCUCGUGUAUUUGCCUAAACGCGCGUUGCAUACCCCGUCUCAUGUAGAUACAAUGAACUCCAUACAGAGUUUGGAGUUAUGAUUAAGUUGUACACAACGUCGAUUUCACAGAAGAGGGAGUCACGGAAUCGAAGGCCUUCGUGACAGUCAUAGCCGAGGCCUUGUUGUUAAGUUGAUUUGUGUGUUGCAGAAAGUGAGAAGCUGGCAGGUUCUACCCAGAAUUCCACAUGAGUACGAAGCUGAACAUGAUAUUUUUAGAUGUUUGAUGAGUAUAAAAUUAUUGUAUAGUUAUAUGCUUAGUGUUUUUUUCUGUUUUGUUUUGCUUUUUGGUUUUGCUUUAUUUUGAGAAUUAAGAAUGUGCUGUGUAAAGGAAUCCUUGCCUCCUUGGGUCCAAUAAUUCAAGCACAUAAUUAUUUUUGGUAUA